Messenger RNA from Macrosiphum euphorbiae (potato aphid), 720 nucleotides. Lineage: Eukaryota; Metazoa; Arthropoda; Insecta; Hemiptera; Aphididae. The record is from the annotation of a GenBank genome assembly.
AUGGAUUCAGAUUGUGAAGAUUUAGAUCUUCGUGGAAUAGCUGAGGUCCAACAGUCGGCUACUGAGAAGGAUAUUAAAACGACAUAUCGGAAAAAUGGUCUACAAUGUCAUCCAGAUGAAAAUCCCUAUAAUUCUAAAGCAGCUCGAUCGUUCUCGACAUUAUAUAAACUAUUAACUAUUCUUGAAGACAUAGGAACUCGAUUAGAUAAACUCAAGAAAGUAAAGGCUAAAACUGCUGAAGUAAUGCUAGAAAAAGGAUGUGAUUUGAAUAGAAAGAAACAAGAUAAAGUGGAACGCAAGUCCAAGAGAGAACUGAAGCAUUUAAAAAAAGAAUAUUUAUCUCUACUUGCAACUGUAAUAGCCCGCAUGGAAAAGCUGCUUAGGGAGCAAGCAAUUAAUAAAAAAAGGAUCGGUUCAUUCAAAUUAAAAGUAAAGUGGAUGGCAAAUGGAGUGUAUAAUAAAGAUAAUUUAAUAUCACUGUUUUCUAAGUAUGGACACGUAAUAAAUGUUGUGGUUCUGGAAGACAAAAGUGUUGCUCUAGUUGGGUUCAAAUUUAAGACUUCUGCUAUAAAUGCCAAACAAUUUGAAGUUGGUUAUCCAAAUUGUCCUUUGACUGUGAGUUUUCUCGGAGAUUACGGACGACAAGAUAUUAAAAAAAAUUCAAAUCAUACUUCUGCUCCAAAUCCUAGUACCAGCUUUUCAGCUUAUCAAAAUUCAUAA